Fusarium musae is the source of this 672-nucleotide messenger RNA. RefSeq lists its product as uncharacterized. The transcript is spliced from 3 exons. The record is from RefSeq and is a predicted model, not a curated record. NCBI's taxonomy places the organism in Eukaryota, Fungi, Ascomycota, Sordariomycetes, Hypocreales, Nectriaceae. Gene Ontology annotation, molecular function: protein dimerization activity. Bases 1 to 672 code for a protein of 223 amino acids.
AUGGCCGCUCUGGAAUUUGGUCGAGCCUCCAACACCCUGCAUCAAAGCGCUGAUGAAAAUCAGCCGCUAAUGCCUCUUGACCUAGCAACUGAGCAGGCAACUGCCCAAACCCUCCCGUGGGACGUGGAUGAGUACUUAUCUGAGUACUUAUCCAACUCGUCCAGUUCACCUGAGCUUCCUGAUUAUGUGCAAGCUUGCUACCCUUUCAACUACCUGCCGAGCCCUACAACAAUGCCAAACCACGACACCGACAUGUUCUCUUAUACCAACAGAACGAUUGAAGGUUCCUCUGCGAUAGACCAACGGGCUAUGUCAGCAACCCAAGCGGUUCAGGUCCCACAGAUGACCGAUAUCCAACUUCGAGCCGCUUUACGGAAGCCUAAGAACCGCCGAUACAAGGUGACCACGGACACACCAGCACACAUCCGAGAAUGCCAUCACCUCGCCGAGAAGCAGUACCGCACCCGACUCAAGGCGCAGUUCGAGAGUCUUCUAGCAGUGCUGCCGGCGUCCAGAACAAACACCCUAGCUGAUAGAGACAGCUCGCCAAGCUCAGGGCAGGUCUUGAGUAGGGGUCAAGUACUUGACCUUGCACGGGAGCGUAUUCUCGAGUUGGAAGAAGAGAUUGGAAUCAUGAGGAGCAUCACAUCUAAUGGAUAUCCCCUAGCGUGA